AUUUUCUCGACGGGAUGAUCCUGGUCAUCAGCUGCCCAAACCUCCCGUAUUUGAUACGGACGCGUCGCGCUUCGUUCUUUUCGGUUGACGCGGGUGAGCCUCCGACACCAGACCGUACCACUACGCAUGCAGGGGCCGCAGCCGGAACGAGUCUUCCCACCCCAUGCAUUCUUUCUGGUCAGAGGAGGUCGGAAGUCAAUCCCCCAUUGAAACUGUCGUUGAUGUCAGAGAAGCUUGAAAAGUCAUGUCGCAUCAGUCGUCGCUCGUCGGUCGACCAACCUUCAUCCCAAGCCCUGCGACAGAGCCCAUAUCACCGCCAAAUCACCUUCACCUUUGCAUAUCGCGUCAUUCACCGCCAAAUCCUAUUGUAGAGCCCAUUUCACAACAUGCAGCAACAUCAGGCUCACAACAUCGGUGAGAAGCGACUCCCCACGUCGGUGUCCACCGAUGCAGAGCCAGCCUCUGCUUCAUCCCAGACGUGUCUUCAUCCCAUCCCACCAAAGCCCGCGCCAGGAACGCUCAUAUUCACCAAGUUCAUGCCGGGACUCAAUGAGACCUUUACGAUCAGAGUCGCUGAUCCGUCGACCGACAUCCCCAUGUUGACUAGGUGGCACUCCGAUCCUCGCGUGAGCGAAUUUUGGAAAGAAGGAGGGGAUGAAAACCAUCAUCGCCAGUACCUGAACAAGGUCCUAUCCUCCAAGCACAGCAUUCCCUGCAUCGCCGCGUUCGAUGGCGUACCAUUCAUGUACCUCGAAGUGUACUGGGCGGCCUAUGAUCUGUUUGGUAGAUACUAUCCCGCCGAGCCGUACGAUCGAGGGGUCCAUCUUCUCGUGGGCGAAACAAAGUAUCGAGGUGUGGACCGCGUGCAGGCUUGGAUCGAGGCCAUACCUGAGUUUAUCUUCUCCGACUGUUGCGAAACGCAGCGCCUAGUUAUGGAGCCCUCCUUGACGCAUGGCAAGCUCAUCGGUCUGCUCUGCACCGCAGGCGUUUCCUUUGUUCGCGCUGUGAGACUUCCACACAAAACUGCGGCCUUUUUGAUGCUUAGAAGGACAGAUCCUCUUUUUAUAAGAGGUAAAGUUCGAGCAAAGGGAAAGGGCGGGAUAGCCGUAUCAAGCAAAUUGUAG
Molecule: messenger RNA, 1124 nt
Organism: Fimicolochytrium jonesii
Lineage: Eukaryota; Fungi; Chytridiomycota; Chytridiomycetes; Spizellomycetales; Powellomycetaceae
Product: acyl-CoA N-acyltransferase
Exons: 2
Coding region: 387-1124 (245 amino acids)
Biological process (GO): siderophore biosynthetic process
Source: RefSeq, a predicted model, not a curated record